This is a messenger RNA of Dermacentor silvarum, 12948 nucleotides long. RefSeq names its product bone morphogenetic protein receptor type-2-like (gene wit). The record is from RefSeq and is a predicted model, not a curated record. Lineage: Eukaryota; Metazoa; Arthropoda; Arachnida; Ixodida; Ixodidae. Gene Ontology annotation, biological process: cellular response to growth factor stimulus; BMP signaling pathway; protein phosphorylation. Gene Ontology annotation, molecular function: transforming growth factor beta receptor activity; ATP binding. Gene Ontology annotation, cellular component: signaling receptor complex; plasma membrane.
CGCGGGGCUUCGAUUUUCGAGCCGCCGCCACGGCACGCCGUGCGGCAGCCAAGGGCGCCCCGGCGUCCUCCCCCCCAACCCCCCCCGGCGGCGUUCUCAAAGUGGACUCCUCUGUCGGCUCGCCCAGCCAGCGCAGCCAGCCUCGCCAGUCUGGCGAAGAAUGCCGCCGGUGCGGCAGCCGUACUGGCUCCGAGCAGUCGCCGGGAGCCGACUCGUCGUGUCUGCGUUGUUGCGGCGCCGCCGUGUUCUGCGUUCGUAAACACCGUCGGCCUGACCGCGAGGAUCAUGUGGCGCCGUGCGACCCACACAUCGCCUCGGAUCGUCGCCGACAACGUGGCCCACAGGUCGUCCGUGCCCGUCAUCGCAGCGCUAACCGGCGCUGUUGCGUCUGCAGACAAGCUACUACUACAGCUGCUGAUUUCGAAGGGGUUGUUUGGAUGCGCGGCGACUGUAUAGGCCUAACCGGUUGACGGAACUGACUGUGAGUGCGUGCCAAGUUGAGGCUGGCGCUCUGGUUCGAUCGGCUGCCUUUCCGUACUCGUCGGAUCGCCCUGGCCAGUGCGAUUGUUCAAUAGGAAGUGCCGGGAAGUUCCGUGCACACGGGGCUUGGUGCGCUUGCGCACCUGUCGGGGAGAAUUUUGCCUGUUGGCGCUCGGGGACCAGCCGCGGAUGCUGACUUUUUCGAGCAACCACUUCGAGCUGCCGCCCGCAUGCCUGCCCGCGAGACGGAUUUCUGCGAAAAACGGCUGCAACAACGAGGUUCGUCGCACUGCUGGUGUCAACAGCGGCGGCCCGAGUCGCGUACGCGUUUGGAUGCCAAGUGCGUGUGUGUGUGAAGUGUCGUUCUCUUGCCUGGAGGUUUUCGCUCGCUGGUUUCUUUCACUCAAGCUGAGGAUAACCUCUUUUCUUUCCCCUACGUCCAGAUCUCUUCGUGUCAGAUGAUAGCCGUUGGUUCAAGUGCUAUCCAUUUAGACAGACGUAUGUCUCGUGACGCGAAUCUGCUGUAUGUUUGCAAAGGUCGCUCAGCCGCGGCGACGGAAAUCGAAGCGACCUUCGUGGCUUGUGACGGAUGACGACUGUGUCAAAGCAGCGCGUACUUUCUUUGUAAUUGGGACGACGACGUCCACGGUGCUGUGCUCUUGAAAUGACUCCGCUGCGGCUUCUCAUCAUCGUGCCUCUGUUGGCUACGCUCAUCCCAGCAGCCACUUCACAGACAGUCUGUGCAUACUCACGGCAGUCUUCGGUGCGCCUGCAGCCAUCUAAGGUCGAUGCAGAUGGGCAUAAAGACCAUGAAUCUGGCAACCAGGAUGACCACGAUGCUAGGCGGAGCAGUGGCGACGAACAUCAGCGACAUCGGCAGCAGCAGAAGCAGCAGCAGCAGGUGCAACAGUAUCAAGAGCAGGAGCAGAACCUGGCCACAGGGGAGCUUCUGGACUCGAACACAACCGAGCGCUGCCCACGGGGCUCAAACUUCUGCUACACACUCUGGCAAGAAGAUCCUACAAACAAGACAACACUGAUUAUUCUCACCCAAGGUUGCUGGGGCACAUCAGGUGAAGUGGACUGCAAAUCCUCCAGCUGCAUCUCUACCAAAAAGCCUUCUAAGGCACUGAACAACACAAAGUUCUGUUGCUGCCUGGGAGAUUUCUGCAAUGUCAAUGUCACUGAUGGUUACAUUCCAACUGAUGAUGACAGCACAGAAGCAUAUCUUCCUGAGCAGUACCGUGCUGAGCCAGGAGGCCAGACAGUGGUGAUAGUUAUAGUGGGAUGCCUGCUGCUCCUAGCAACCAUGGUCGGCGUGGUAGUGCUCUACUGGCGUUGCGCGUCACCGAAGCCCAAGCCCGGCCUUGACUCAGCCCACCUCAUGGAGGCACCCCAGCUGCAGUCACCGAUGCUGGACCUGGACAGCCUUAAAAUACAGGAAACCAUAGGAAAAGGCCGGUACGGCUGCGUCUGCAAAGGCUCUCUGAACGACUGCACGGUGGCUGUGAAGAUCUUUGCGCAGCACCACCACCACUACUACGCCAAUGAGAAGGACAUAUACAAGCUCUUCCACGGUGACCUUCCAUUCCUUCCGAGGCUGAUAGGUGCUGAUGAGCGUACAUGUCCCGACGGGAGGCGUGAGUGGAUGCUGGUGCUGACACAUGUCCCCAAGGGUGCCUUGCAGGAGCAACUGCGCAAGACCACAGUAGACUGGCCCAGCUUAUGUCGGAUGGCCCAGUCAAUCACCAGAGGACUGGCCUACUUACACACCGAAGAGCCCAACAAGCCCUGCAUAGCCCAUCGUGAUCUCACUUCGCAGAAUAUCUUGGUUAAGGAUGAUGGCAGCUGCAUGCUGUGUGAUUUUGGCUUUGCCAUUCGAAUCUCGGGUUCCAGGUACAUUCAGAAUGGUGAAGAGCAACAUGCCGAGACCAACUCACUCGCUGAUGUUGGAACGCUGAGGUACAUGGCGCCAGAGGUGCUCGAAGGUGCAGUCAACCUGCGGGACUGUGAAUCUUCACUCAAGCAGGUGGAUGUCUACGCACUUGGUCUGGUCCUCUGGGAAAUAGCUACUCGCUGCUCUGACCUUUACCAAGGAAUGAGUGUGCCAGACUACAAGAUGCCAUUUGAGGCUGAAGUUGGGGCCUACCCUAGCACUGACCAGAUGCAGGUGCUGGUUGCCAGGCACAAGGCACGGCCACUUUUUCCUGACAUAUGGAAGGACAGCAACCCGGCUGUGCGCGCACUCAAAGAAACGAUAGAAGACUGUUGGGACCAUGAUGCCGAAGCCCGGCUGACAGCAGUUUGUGUAGAGGAACGUCUCACUGAACUUCCUGUGUUAUGGGAGAGACACAAAGCUGGCCUUAGCGUGGCAGGAGUGAGCCCAACGAUCAACGCCACAUGGCCUCAACAGCCACGGGGACCUCCCUUAUGCCUGCUCGGAAGCGGUGGAGGCCUCUCCGUGUCUGUAGUAACGCAGAGGGACACAGAGCGCAGCGAGACCACAGCCGAGACGCUGCUGUCACCUAGCCUAUCUUCGGAUGGGGGCGGUGGACAGCCCAAGAACAGCAUCACAAACAAUGUGGUGCACCUGCCCAGUAUGCCACUUCAACCGCACCAGGGCAGGAAUCCGUGCCUCGAGCGGAACCUCAUGAUGGAGCCCGCAGAGGAGGUGGCCAUCAGUGGAAACACCCUGCUCGAACAGGACACGGCUGGGAGAAGCAAGGGGCUGCCCCCUUACACCCGGCUGAAUGAGAUGUCCACAACACCCAUCACUGCCACGGCCGAAGACAACAGCGUAGCACUAGCGCUUGGAGACCUGCUGGGGGGAUCCACGCGCACCUGCCACCCAAUCCCCUAUGUACAAAAUGCAGUGCAUGUCUCCACUGUCAUACCUAAGCAGCCCAACCUACCAGGCAACGGGCACAAACUGCAGGCUGCUGCCAAAAAGCCUUCAGAGAGGCAGAAUCACCAUCCGUUUGGAAGCAUAUUCCGGAAAAGCAACAGCAAGGCCUCCAACAAUGCCAGCAACGCCGAGAGUAGACCACAGCGGCGUGUUCUGCGAGGACUGUUUGGCCGCCGAUCAUGGGACAAUAAUAGCCAGGCAGCAACGGUGACAGUUCACAAAGGCCAAGGCGCAGCACACUCUGAAUUAGUGAAUGCUGGAGGCUGGGUGGACAAGCUGCCGGUCAACACAGAGGUGCAGAUGAUGGUGGACGGGGCCUGCCGGGUCAGGCCUGUGUCUGCAGACGCUGAGACGUCUCCGCUCCUUCAGAGCAAGGACAUCAACGACAACUGCAGAGACGGUGAGGAGGAGGGCAGGCUCCCGCGACCCACCACGCUGCCUCUGCGGACGUACCUGCAGCCCAAGGGUGCCACAGCAGACUCAAACUGUGCCACCGUUCACCAACCACCGUCGCUGGUGCGGACAGGUGGCGAGCAGCAGGCUGGACCACUCGCACAACAGCAGCAACAACAGACGUGCACAAGGGAGGCCUGACAGUCUUUGUCGUAGUUGCACAACCUUGCUUCCUUGUAAAAAAUCAUGCAUGACAUUCAAUUGUAUUUCAACAGAAGUCUAUUGAAUGCAACAAAAGGUCAAUAGAAAUGUGACAGAAUUUCUCUAACAACUUCCGCAAGGGCUCCCAUUACUUGAUCUGCUGACACUGUUGUACUGGCUCCUCGACCAACCCUUGGGGCUGCACCUACAAUGGCAGUAAUCCACUGGUUGAUCGUGAGCAGCUUUUCCUUUUCUCUUGUGGUUGAGAAUUCUUGUUUCUUUCCUGUUGAUUUGCUGCGAGAUCACAUAUUUGCCUGAUGGACUUGAUGAGGUAAAUCUGUUGGGAGUCACUAGCAAAGUGCACAUUCUUGCACCAAGUCAGCAUAAGUUGUGAACGCACUGUAAACUUCCACAUAUAAUACGAAUGUAUCACCCAAAAUUUUCACGUGAAAUUUGGUUCUGAUAUUGUAUCCUGGUACCAAUGUGUUUAGUGUUAUAAGCGCUUUUUAGAAUUAUAUAUAUUCCCUUCCUUCUUUAAAGAAAAGAACACGCUAUGACACAAAACACUAUUGGUCACAUUGUACACAGGAAAAUCUAUUUCCCUUUUUUCCUUUUUGUAGCUACAAAAUUUUACCUUGUGUAUUAUAUCUGGGUCUAUAUUAUAUGCGAGUUUUUGCGGUACAUUUUGAAAUGCCUGGAAAUUAAAGGUUGUUCUUUAUCUGCUUGUGGAAUUUGCCAUAGAAACAUGAAAAAGUUGUUGCGCCUUGAGCUGCAGGAAAUAAUCUGCUGGCUUUGUUGUGUUCAGUGUAUACCUUUUUUUUUUUUUUUUUUUAAGCACUAGAACCAAUUUUUCAUAUAGCACAGUUGCCUAAUUUAUCCUUUUAUUGUUAAACUUCAUGGAUCCACCUGGCUUUGUUGCACUGAAGUACAAUUUUUUACAGAGUUGAUAUCGCUUCGGCCAAUUAUAUUUAACAUUUUCCCAGGAAGAACACCGCAACCAUAGUAUGAACAUAGUUUAUGGACCAUUCAGUGACUCGUAAUGCACUUCAGUGUAAUUUAAACUGAAAGGAAAAUAACGAAAUAAUCUACUUUCUCUUCUCUAUAACUUAGCUGGAUAAGGGGCCUCAUAAGCAAGCACUGCUAGUACAUCAGUGAUUUGCCUAUGUGCACUACAGACCUGAACUCCCCCUGGAGUCACAUUGAAAUUUCACUCCUCAAAGAAAACAAAAAGCUUUGCUUAGUCAAUUCAUUAUGUCAGAAGAGUGCAAUGGUUUUUUCUUUUAUGCGUACUUGCAAUGUGACUUGCAUGUACUCCAGUACAAUGAUCUGACCAGUGACCACUCGCUUUUGAGACUCUUAACGUUAUUGAUUGCUGAUCUGAGGUCCAUUACUUGAAGACUGCUGGAGGAAAACAGUAAAUUCUUUUGUACUAGUCCUGUUCAUAAUACAACUUAUUGGCAUAGAGUUUGCUAUACAUGCUCAUGCUGGUUUAGAUUGUGUCAUCAGCUCAAUGAAGCAGCUUUUGCAGAGUUGUUGCUGUCCAGAAAAUAGAGGGUCUUUCGGUGCAUUCAUUAAAAGAAGUAAAUAGUAAUAGUACGCUGUACAAAAGUCGAAGGACAGUGCUAGAUUUGAGUCGAGUGGGAUGGACAGCGUUACACCUAUGGAAUGAAGAAUUUCUUAAAUGAAGUAUGCUCUGCGGUCAGCUAAACAAUCCUGUGUCUCCUGCAAAGUGCUCCUCUUGCUGUUUUGAGGUUCCAGCGACUAGACUGUUUGUUAAAGCCAAACUACCCCUUGGUCUAGGGGGAAGAGGGCUACACACUUGUUUGUGUGAGCUAAAAACAAACUGCAUUGCUGCUAGAUGAAUUAACCUGGUAGAAAACUGUCAAACGUGGGUAAUAUGUCUUAAAUGUCAUUGCCGUUUCCAAGUGCUGCCACUGUAGAGAUGUAGUGUUGUUUCUAAUUCUGUGCUCCAAAGGCCCUUUUAAAGGCCAACUGCAAUGAAAUUUUGGACGACGUAAUAAACACCUAGUUUCAGAUAGAGUAGAUAUCAAGCAGCCUCCCUGCAAACUAUUAUGUUUGGAAUAGAAGUGGAUGCGCCACGAAAACCUAGCAAAAAUAGACGAUCUUGAUGUCGAAAUUGGAAAUUAAAAAUUUGCCGAUGGAUUACAAUACUCCUUAAUGCGAAAUUUGAGUGCAGCUCUACACGUGUUUUCAUUUCGCGAUACAUUGGCUGGCGCACGUUGCAAACGUAGAAAGCUGUGGUGCGACUGCCCAACUUAUCGGGAGAUUGCGAGAGGUAGCGCAUAGGUGACACGUGGGCACGAUUCACAGCAGCAGCCGCAGACAGACCUCCACUCAUGCAGCGUUUUGUUUCCAUAUAUGGUACCGGUGGACGUGCUCGCCCCAUGCCUUAAUGUUGGCGUCAUCAGUGAACAGACUAUGUGCGCUACUCUAGUGCCAUCUCAUAGCCAUCGUCGCUGCAGAGCCUGUCUUGCCUGGCACAACGCUUUUCAUGCUUUCGCCAUAACCUCCUCCUCCGCUUUCCGCCUCAUGGUUCUGCUGCACCCUCCUCACCCGCUUUCCUCCUCGCGCUCUUUCGCGAUCGCCAUCUUUCAUCCUUCACUGUGCUCUGCAGUCGCUCUUUCAUCCUUCGCUGUGCUUGUUCGCUCAGUUAUGCUGAGGGACGCCGACGCUUGCCGCAGGAAUGGGUCCCUAAGAGCUGCGCUUUAAAAAACACACAAAACACCACCAAGAUUGCUUUAAUAGUAUAUAGUACUACUCAUUUAUAACCAAUUUAGCCAAAGUGAAAUUUCGUAGCAGUUGGCCUUUAAAUAUUUUGUGGCUGCUUUUGAAUGAAACGCAAGUCAUUUUGCAGCCGCACCAGCAGCACUAGCAGUGAAGCCCAUAUAGGGUGCAUUACGGGGCCUACUCAGCCCCAGAUGGUCCCUCCAUCAGCCCAGCUUUCUGUUCUGCUGGGGCAAUUAUGUUCUUCUGGCUGCUGCUAAGCUCAGGCAUGUUACCACCAUCCGCAAAGAGCGCGCGUCUCCUGUAAUGUCUGCAGGUCAGACAAAUUUCCAGACGGUAGUGCAGUGUGUGAUCAUUGUGCUUCUCGCUGUGUCUACAGUUAUUUUGUCCUUCCAUCAUCAUCAUCAUCAUAGUAGCCCACUCCUGUGUUAAUCGUUUUCAAACGUGGAACACCAGACUAGCUUUCGCUGCUGAUUGCUUUGGUAUGCAAAACAUAUGUAGAUGCACUAGAACGCACAAACACUGGCCAUGUGGAAGAGCUAUGAAGUGGGCUAGUUGGUGUGCAUUCAUUUUUUUCUUGCGCUAAGUACCCUCCUGUACUUAGCGCAAGAAAAAAUGACUGACCGUGUGUUUCUGUUGUGUUGUGUCCUUGUUUCAUCCUUGCCACAUGUAGACCCUUCCCUGUAAUAUGUACUCAUGCAAAGGGGUGUCAAAAAAAAUUAUUUGCAUCCAGCAGCUAGCUGCAAGCAAAAGACCAGAGGUCAAAGCCACCUGGUAGGCUGAGCAUAAUAAAAGUGAGCUAGGCAUACCUGUACAGUGGUCACAUUAUUUAAAAAACGGAGUAGCAAGAAAGAGCCAUUAAGUCAGCAUACCGAGAUGCCUGGAGACAUGAAGCUUCAGUGACCAUUGUUUUUGCAUCCGAAUUCAGUGUAGAUAUAUGCACACAUUUGUACAGCUAUGAUAACGACCAGUGCUGCAUGUGCCUAAUGUGACAGUCCUGUAAGCAGCCCAAUGAUACGGCGUGGCAUGCAUUAAAAAAAAUUUCUGGCAUGCAAGCUGUCUGCACAUUACUUUCCGAGGGCCAAAAUUCAGUGUUUGAAAUGAAACAUUUAAUUUUUGGUUUGUUGGGACCCAUCCAAGCAAUGUUUGUGUACAGAUCUUCCUAUCACCUUUAUUUAACAAUGAGGACAGUUUUAAUUGGGAUCAUUUAAUUGCUGCCACCUUGAGCUUUAAUGUGUAAAAUUUGCAACUGUACUCUGGAUGCGUAGUUUUGUGAUCAGCCUGGAAAUACCAAAAAGAGUUUAAGGGCACAUUUGCAGUCAUUGUGUGAGUCAGCUUUGCAGCACCACUGCAAUGAGAAAAUGUUUGCAUUAGUAGCACAGGAUUUUGAAGGAGGUGAAUAGCAACCAAAUCUAAAAUGGUCUGUCAUGAAAACCGGUUUUGGCUACAGAGAGCGUGCAAGUCAGAUGAUUCCAGCAGAAUUCUGAGUUUUUCUUCCCCGCUCAGGGAAUCCUUGAAAUUGUCACUGCAUAGCAAAAAAAGUAGACUAGGAAAUACCCAUGAUUAAUCGAAAAACCCUAGAAAAGGUGACUGCACAACAUUGUGAGCCAACCGUGUGAAUUUUUUUUUUUUUUCUGUCCUAUUUAUACUUCUGCGCUGUGCGUCACCCUUAGUUUGCAUACUUGAGGCCAGAAGCUUGUUUCAUUUUAGGAAUCUCUCUCGGUAGUUAGCACAAGCGCAGAUAAUGACUGUAGGCAUAUUCAUGUGCAGACACCAACUCUCCGGGUUGGGUUGUGUGCGAUAUGUAUACUCUUCAUCAUUCAGAGCAGGGAAGGUUCCUACUUUCGGCUGAAAGGAGCUAUCCAAGUUGCCGGUGAUCAAAAGUGAUCUCUGCAUCCACAGGGCACUUUCCUGGUCAUGUCAUCAACAUUGCUAUGCUGUCUGUCUUGUGCUAGUUUUAGUUUGUAAACACUCCGCAGUCAAUGUUUAUCACCCACACAACUCUGGAAGCAGUUCCUGGUUGGUGUUUUGGUCAUGAUAGCAGUGGCAUCAUGUUUUUCGUCAUGUAAAUAGUUGUAUAAUGCAGAAAGAAAAGCAGUGUUAAAAAAAGCCUUUGGUUCUCAAACUUCCUGAAUGGAUACGCAAGAGGGAACAGUUGAUCUGCGACAGGAAGAAAGUCUCGAAGCUGUGAUAAGUGUGCAGAGUUUUUUUUUUUUUUAAGUGAAAUACCAACACCAACGAGAGAUCAUGUGUGGUGGAGGUGUUGUGAAUGGAAUGCUGUUUGUUAUGCUACUUGAAAGUGGUUAGUGCUGCGUGGCACCAGCCAGAAAAGGAAGACAUCUUGCCGACAUACGUUGGCCACUGUGUCCUUCUUGGCACUAUGUCAGUGCAACAGGGUACUGCUGUACAGAGGGCUUGCCUUAUGGAAAGCGUGUGUGUGCGUAUGUGUGUAUAGACCAAGGGUACUGCCACAGUCAUGGUUUUCGGUGAGGUUAAUGUGACUUGCCUUUAGUGCAAACCAAUCUUAAGUGCAGGAAACUGGCUGUGUUGCCUGUUGCUCCUUCCUGCCACUUCAUUAAAUGAGAGAGAGGGAGGGAGCGUUGAGUGGAGUAAUGCCAUCACUGCAGCAAGUUAGUGAAUAAAUGCCUUGAAAACGUACACUUCAUGACCACUGACACAUGACCUGCAAGACGCACGAAUGCUCAUUUUGUCACAUGCUCACACCUUCUGAAUGUACACCGGUGAGCAAAAGUAUACGGACCAGGGAUUGCGCGAGAAAGCCGAUUUUUUCAACAGCCUGCGAAUGAAACUUGAAAUUGAGGACGGCUGUCCAAACUUGGCAUUGUGAACUUUCCAGGGUACUCGUCAAUUUCAGUUUAUGCAUGAUAAUUACGAAGAAAUUCAGUUUUUUCGGCGACCCUGUGGUCCGUAUACUUUUACUCACGGGUGUACUUUCAAGUAGCACUGUUCAAGUCAAGGGCUCUACAUGGAGGGUUGGACAGGGAGAAAGAGGGAUUUGGAAACAUGAGUGUCUUUGUGUGUGCAGAAACAUUCUUUAAGCCAUGUAAAGGUUGCCGUCUGAAAUCCCUUUUGACGUUGAACUGCUGUCGGUAGUUGGGAUUGAUGGCAAUGCUUGAAGUGAUUUUUGUCGGUGCUCUGUAACCUGUCACAUGCUACAAUUUCUUUUUUUGCAUAUAUCUUUUUUUUUUUUUAAGCACUCAUGAUGUAUGUGUGUUUGUAAGAAAUUUGUUCUUGCCUUCGACUGGUCUUUGCUUGCUGGACAAUUUUGUACUUCUGAGAGGUUGAAUCAUUACUGCCGAUGCAAUCCAUUGUGGGGCAUGUAGGAAUGGGAAAGACAUUUCAAGCAUCCAAAGGUGUAAAGCUUGAGCUCUCAUUAUGAAAUGCCAUUUGUGUAAAUGCAUUUGUGGAACUUAGAUAAUGCAGGCCUGUCUGCAUGAACGAAUACAUUUUAGAGGACUGCAAAUGCAGAUAUGGUGAGUACCACAAAUAUCUGUAUAACUAGAGAUGGCUGGAGCUUCCUCAAUAUAUACUGUAAUACUGUAAAAUCGAUGCUUCUCAUCUAGGGCUUUGUGUUGCCAUAGGUGCUAUUGCAUAGAGCUGCUGAAACAACAGCUGCCUGUGAAACAUAUUUAAUGUUACAAGUAUCUGAAAAAAGCAAGAGUAAAGGAUUGAAUGACACAUGGACGCAAGCACCAAAUGCCAAGUUCUUCAUUCAUGCAAGUUACAAAAUUUCCCAUAGGCCCCAUGUUUCAGAAUUGGGACACAAUGAUUGGCCAAAGUGUGUAGGGUUUGCUGAUUGUCACAUCACCUGCAGGUGUCAAAACUGACUACAAAUCGCCCUGCCUGCAAUUAUUUAGUGCAAGAACUUAUAAAAAUAAGAGUGGAAACAACUAGUAAGUACAACUGGUGCAUAGAUGUCUAUCUGCCUUCUCUUACAAAGAUUUUGAACUUGGCACUUGCAUCUUUUCCAUGCUCUCAUCUGUCCCACAUAGUUUCCGAUAGCCAUGUAUGAGCAACUUAACAUUGCCCAAUGUUUUAUUUUAUUUAGAGAGCAAGACCCAGAUCUAAAGCUAGGGUAAUCUAUCGUGCAUUUUGACGUAAAAAUGUUGAAAAGCUGACCACCAUUGCAUGUCUUCUUGUCUUUCCUGUUGCUACAAACUCUGUGCAGUGAAACCAACAAGGAAAGGAGCAAGCUGAGAUGUUUUUCAAAUCAGCUUCGUGUUUGGGAACAGAGUGGGUGAAAUUAAUUAGAUGCCUUGUUGUGAUCCUGGUUCACUUAUUGUUGGCUUACUCGCACAUCUCAUUCACUUCAUAAUUGUGCUACAAUGAAACUUGCGGAUUAAAUUGUUCUGUUCUGGCGUGAACAUUAAAAAAAGUUAUUGGGAAAAAAUUACCAUGUAGAGAAAAGUGAUCAGCAUGAAAAGUUUCCUUUAAAGGAGUACUGACAUCACAUUUUCAAAUUGUCACAUUUCUGCACGAAGUUAAGGUUCAAGCCCUCUAAACCUUAGAAAGAUAUAUACUAGCAAGCAUCAUAGCACCUCACAUAGUUUACUAAUACACCGAUUUCUAGAAAGGAAUUCCGGUUUUGCUACACAGGAGGUGGAUUUGUCAUGACGUCAUUAUGCAUUGGCUCACUUCAUUCCAGCGAUCUCUACAGUUGCCACAGCUAUGUUUAUUUUUUACGAGCAACAUCAUGUUUCCUAGCUUUAUUGACGUCAGUCAAUAAAGCUAGGAAUCUACAUGACAUCAGCAAAUAUAGCUCUGUGUCACGACGUCACAGUAAUGUUGAUGAUGCUAGGUCUGGCAUUUCGAGACCAGCCUUUAUAUAAAAUUAAGAUACCCUGCAUUUCCCCAACUUUUAUACUCGCUAUAUGUCACCUUUCUAUGUGCGAGAAGCAUGUGGUUGGGUUUACGUAACUUCGAAAGUAUCUGCCAGUGUUCCUUUGAACGAUUCUUGAGCUGUUGUAUGCGCAUUGCGAGUAGACGUUGGCCCCUCUAGCCUACUUCCGCAGAUGCUUUGCAAGAUAUGCUAGAGGGAGCUUUAGCUUUCAUUAGAUACUUUGGCUUUGCGAAUGAAUAUUGUUCUGCAAGCAAUUCAAUUACUUCAAAUUGACAAGGUCUGCAGCAUGUACAAAGUGGUUGAAAAUGUACGGCUUGCUGUUAAAAUGAGGUUACCAAUCAGGCAGUGCCUGAAAAAAAUUGACUUUCAUUGCAUCAGUAACCAACAGUACCUUUCCACCAAAAUUUUAAAAAUUGUUCCAAGUCUUGUUGUGUUACGAGCACGGCACAGUGUAGCAGUGUGCGCAGCAGUUGCUCACAAAAAAUAGGAGGGAAGCCAUAGCACAAGUUCUUGCACUUGCAUUUGUGAUGAUCAUAUGUGUUCAGGGCAACGCCGAGUGUUAGUGAGUGUAGCUUCCAAGCAAACACUACAACUGAGUGUGCCUACUUGUUGUAGCACCAAGUUGCCAUGGUGGCCGUGGUCCACGAGUGUGUGCCGGGGGGCUUUCAUGUUUUUGAGUGGCAGUGCGUUGAAGAAUGGAAUGUUUCUAGUUUUGUGCGAGCUCCAUAGACUAGACCAAAAUGAUAAGGGAGGGAAAGAAUGGAGGAGUCAUUUUUAUGAAGCAAAUGUAGAUAGGAGAGUGAGCAAGAGAAUAAAAAAAGAAACAAUCAAGUGUGUGUGUAUGCUUGCAAAAUGUGAUGGCAUUGUUUGUUGAUGAGAGAGAGAGGAGGUUGACGUGUUGUUGUUUGUACGCUGUCUUGGAGACACAUUCAGAGGAGAGAGUUUAUGUAUGAGCGGCAAGUUUUUCCAGUUGUCUGACAUCUUUCUGUAAACAUUUCUAUUUUUUUUUCCCCAUUUCUUAUGUCUGUGACAGCAACAUUUUCUUUAUCAAUUUGAACAUGCAGCAUGUAUCAGUUUGCCUUGUAUUGCAACUUUGAUGUUUUUAGCAACUGUGUUUGCUACCGACAGCACAUGAAUGUUUGCCGAUCCAUUCUGUGAGCACCAAACAUUGAUAAAGUGGCCAUUUGAAUACUUGCUAUUGAAAAAAAAACGGGCUUAUUUGAAACGUUAGAGUGCAUCUUUUCUUUCCUAUUUUUUAGGAGCCCCUCGAGUAAAUCAACUUCAGAUUAGUUUUUAUUUAUUUGUUGCUUCCUGUCAAAGUUAAGACAUGCUGGUGCUGCAUUUUUGAUCAAUAAAUUUUUUU